UUAAGGUGCAACUGCUCUGACGUUUACUGAACUAACGUAUGUACCAUCGUAAGGGCCAGUAGGUUUUUGAGUAGGCGCCAACACAAGACGUGUUCUUCUGAAACACACACUCCUUAACAGGCAACCGAAGAAGCACGUGUGACUUUCCGUGUCUGCUCAGAGCUCUUCAACUCGAAAUCCCUUUUCAACAACAACAACUGAUCAACAUGGUCCGUGCUUGGGUGAUGAACGAAUCGACGGAGGACCAGCGCCUACCGCGUAUGACAGACCCACCACAGUUUCUGGAUGUCAAGCAGCUCAAUGCUAGGACAGGCUGCGAAUACAUUUACCUUGAUCCUAAAAACUAUGAAUCUGAACUGGACAAGGUGAAAGCAGAGCGUGGAUACACUUAUCAAGACCUGUGUGACAUUCGUAGGGAGACGCUGCCAAACUAUGAUGAAAAGCUGAAGAAUUUUUUUACGGAGCACAUCCAUUCUGAUGAGGAAAUCCGGUUUUGUUUAGAAGGAAGUGGCUAUUUUGAUGCACGUGACAAAGAGGACAAGUGGAUUAGAAUUGAGCUGACACCCGGAGACCUGCUAAUCUUACCAGCAGGAAUCUAUCACCGCUUCACAUUGGAUCAAGGGAAUUACAUCAAGGUGUUACGUUUCUUUGUGGGGGAGCCUGUGUGGACCCCAAUCAAUCGGCCUGCUGAUGAUCACCCUGCCAGACGAACCUACGUCAGUGGUUUCCUAACAAAGGGGUAACAACAAAUGAGAAUGGUAACAACAAAUGAGAAUGGAAAACAACGAAUACGAAUGGUAACAACAAAUGAGAAUGGUAACAACAAAUGAGAAUGAGAAAUUAAACAGGAAUGUUUUCUUGUUAAUACAUUAUAUGGUGGAGGUUGUUAGAAAAGAUUAAUCUUAUUUGUCCAGGUGUAUUAUGAGUUAAUCUUUUGUCCAGGUGUAUUAUAAGUUAGCCAUUUGUCCAGGUGUAUUAUAAGUUGGUCUGUUUUCAGGUUUUUUAGACGAGGGAGAAUGAAAUAUUUCUGUGGAUUUCAAUAACAUUGUGACUGGGAAAUGGAUUUAUCCUAGCAGGAAUGGUAAUAAAUUUCAUAAAUUUUUCAUAAUUUUUAAUAAAUUCUCUUUAAUGCACUUUCCUUUCUCAGAAACUGGUGUGCAACCGUUUCUAAAUGGAUUUAAAUGCCCACUUCAUUCCACAAAGUUCUUUGUGGAAUAGACCUACCAUGCUUUUUAAUUCAACAAUUAAACAUCGAGGCAGGUAAAUAAUGGAAAUUGUUGAAAAUUAUAGACCUCAGCGUUUAAUUUAAUUGAACUAGUAUGACCAAGACAGGAGAAUGAUCAUUUUAUAUAAUAUAUGUAAUGCUCGUGCCUCAUUGUGUCCUUUAUUCCAUAAAAGGCAUUUGGCUCUGUCUAGCUCUGUAGGGCCGUGAUUAUGCAUACUAUCAGAACCCUGUCUUGUUUCGUAAGCUUACCUUGAACAUCUUUGUACUUCCGGUGCUGGCUUCAUUACAGUACUGUUGGCCGCCAAAUAAUGUGUCUGUGUUUACUCAUAGUCAUUUCAGCUAUGGAUUCCUGCUAGGUGUCCCCAUGUAUUAUCUCUAGUAAAUCCUGACAAGCAUAAAAGUGGUGGAAACUGAAUAAAUGUAAACUCCAAUCGCUAUCUUGGAAUGCAUACUCCUCACAGUGAGGGGAAUAACUACUACUGCUUCAAGACUAGUUUGACCUUUUGACACACAUGGGCUAAUUGAUUAGGAUCAGUCGCACUAGUAAUGACCUAGAGGGAACCUAUAAUCAACACUGACCUCUAAAAAAAUUCUUAAACAGUUAAGGUAAAGAUUAAACAAUAUGUACAAAAUAUGCCAAUUGCUAGUAGUGUCAGUAGUUAUCUCCCUUGUAUAGACUGUGAGGAAUAUGCAUUCAAACACAGCUGAUAUGAAUAUGCAUUGUACACCAUAUGUGAUGUGAUGUGAAUAUGCAUUGUACGCCACAUGAUGUGAUGUGAAUAUGCAUUGUACACCAUAUGGUGUAAUGUGAAUAUGUGUUGUACACCACAUGAUGUGAUGUGAAUAUGCAUUGUACACCACGUGAUGUGAAUAUGCAUUGUACAUCAUAUGAUGUAAUGUGAAUACGCAUUGUACACCACAUGAUGUGAUGUGAAUAUGCAUUGUACACCACGUGAUGUGAAUAUGCAUUGUACAUCAUAUGAUGUAAUGUGAAUACGCAUUGUACACCACAUGAUGUGAUGUGAUGUGAACAUGCAUUGUACAUCAUAUGAUGUAAUGUGAAUACGCAUUGUACACCACGUGAUGUGAUGUGAACAUGCAUUGUACACCACAUGAUGUAAUGUGAAUACGCAUUGUACACCACAUGAUGUGAUGUGAUGUGAAUAUGCAUUGUACACCAUAUGGUGUGAUGUGAACAUGCAUUGUACACCACAUGGUGUGAUGUGAACAUGCAUUGUACACCACAUGGUGUGAUGUGAACAUGCAUUGUACACCAUAUGGUGUGCUCUGAAUAUGCAUUUUCCCUGUACAGUAAAUAAAGAAGUAGAUGAUUGUACAUUGUAUGAUGUGAAAUUUGUGAAUCUGUCCAUUUUGAAAUGUGU
Messenger RNA from Liolophura sinensis, 2607 nucleotides. RefSeq lists its product as uncharacterized. The record is from RefSeq and is a predicted model, not a curated record. Bases 207 to 743 code for a protein of 178 amino acids. The transcript has 4 exons. NCBI's taxonomy places the organism in Eukaryota, Metazoa, Mollusca, Polyplacophora, Chitonida, Chitonidae. Gene Ontology annotation, molecular function: acireductone dioxygenase [iron(II)-requiring] activity.